UGUUGCUCACCAGCUGAUGGCGCUGUAAAGUUUACAACGUUUGCCAAAAACGAUUUCAUAAUUAACCCAAGCACAUAGACACAACGCAAUUGAAACUACAACCGACAACAUGGUAUUCAAGUGCCAGGAAGACAGUUUCCUCAAGCAGUUCAAGACAACAAUCGUCUCGUGCGAUUUUGCGACACUGGACUGGAAGGCCGACGAUGACAACAGCAACAACGGAGAGACACGUCAGCUGCGCGGCUUCAAUGUGAUCUGUGAGGACACAAUACUGUUCCCCGAGGGUGGCGGUCAGCCCUGUGACUACGGCACCAUCAAUGGCCAUCAAGUGCGCAGCGUGCAACGCAAGGGCAGCACAGCGGUGCACUUUGUGGAGUCACCGGGCAGUUUCGAGGAGGGCAGCGAGGUGCAACAGCAGCUCGACUGGUCGCGCCGUCUUGAUCACAUGCAACAGCAUUCGGGGCAGCAUUUGAUAACGGCGCUCUUCGAUCGUGAAUUCAAAUACGAUACCACAUCUUGGAAUCUCGGCCAGAGUGUCUCGCAUAUACAGCUGAGCACACCGCAUCUGAUCAGUCGCGAGUCGCUAGACCUAAUUGAGCGUCAGGCCAACGAUCUGAUACGCGAGGGACGCGAAGUCAGCGUUGUGCUCGUCGAUCCGGCCACAGCGCUAGAGUUUCAGGAUGCACGGGCGCCGCGUGGAUUGCCCAAGGAUCAUGAGGGUUUGGCGCGUGUUGUGCGCAUCGCUGGCAUCGAGUCGAACAUGUGCUGUGGCACCCACGUCACCAAUCUGUCGCAGCUACAGUGCAUCAAGCUGCUCUACGCCGAGAAGGUGAAGACAAACGUCCACGUCCACUUUGUGGUCGGUGAGCGUGCGCUGCGCAAGCUGGGCGAGGUCUUCCAACGCGAACAGCAACUGACAGCGGCACUCAAAGGCGGCGCCUCGCAGCACUUGGAGCUAGUGCAAAAGCUGCAGCAGAAUGUGAAGAGCACACGCAAGUCGUUUCAGCUGCUGCUCAAGGACUUUGCCACAGCCGAGGCGGAACGUUUGGAGGAACUGCCUAAGGCACAGCGUCCCAAGUACUUUGCUCUGCAUCGUCGCGACGGCAUCGAAGUGGAUUUUAUCAACACACUGCUGCGCAAUGCGCCCGAAGACAUUCUCUACUUUCUCACUGUCUCCGAGGGCGUCGCAGCGGGCAGUUCGGCCAAGGGACACAUGGUGUUGCGUGGUGAUCCUGCUGUAGUGCAGGAGAUGGGUCCCAAAUUCCUCGAACUGCUCGAGGGCAAAGGCAAUGGCAAAGAGAACAAUUUCCAGGGUAAAAUCAACAAUUUGGCCAAGAUCGAGGAAUGCACAGCGCUGCUCGAGGCACAUUACAAGCCCAAGAAGGCAGCGACAGCGGUGGAGCCAGCGAGUGCAUCCUAA
Messenger RNA from Drosophila albomicans, 1420 nucleotides. RefSeq names its product alanyl-tRNA editing protein Aarsd1-B. The transcript is spliced from 3 exons. The record is from RefSeq and is a predicted model, not a curated record. Lineage: Eukaryota; Metazoa; Arthropoda; Insecta; Diptera; Drosophilidae. Gene Ontology annotation, biological process: regulation of translational fidelity; alanyl-tRNA aminoacylation. The coding region runs from base 110 to 1420 and encodes 436 amino acids. Gene Ontology annotation, molecular function: nucleic acid binding; Ser-tRNA(Ala) deacylase activity; alanine-tRNA ligase activity.